GCCUCGCAGCCCGCCCAGGCAGGCAGGCGGAUUGCAUCUCUGAGCAGGAACGGAGCGAGCAGCGCCUGGUGCCGCUUUCCUGAUUGACGCCGCCGGCCGCCAGUCAGUCCGGGACACCUCCAACCGGCGGGCGUGAGUCCGUGCACCGAUUUAUUGCGGUAUCGAUCUCUUUCUUUGCAGUCUGCGCAGUCCAGAGCAGCAUGUCGGUGGAGCUGGAAGAAGCCGACCUGCCUCUGACUGAGGCGGAGGAAGCGCCCCUGGCCCCAGAGAAGAAAGGUGGCGCCAGAAAGGCGAAGGGUGGAGGAUCGUCCUUGUCUCCUUCCAAAAAGAAGAAGAACAACAAGAAGAAGAACCAGCCGGGCAAAUACAGUCAGCUGGUGGUAGAGACGAUCCGGAAACUGGGCGAGCGCAACGGCUCUUCUCUGGCCAAGAUCUACAAUGAGGCCAAGAAGGUGGCCUGGUUCGACCAGCAGAACGGGCGGACCUACCUGAAAUACUCCAUCAAGGCGCUGGUGCAGAACGACACCCUGCUCCAGGUCAAGGGCACCGGCGCCAACGGCUCCUUCAAGCUCAACAGGAAAAAGCUGGAAGGGGGCAGCGAUAGCAGCUCUAGCAGCAGCUCCCAGAAAUCCCACAAGAAGGCUACGGCCUCCACCUCUCGGAGGGCGGAGAAGAAACCGGCCUCCAAGAGCAAGAAACCCGAGAAGAAAUCGCACAAGAAAGGAGCCAGCAGUGGAGCUGCCAGGAAAGACAAGGGCAAAGCUAAGAAGGCUACCAAGAAAGCCGCUUCUUCUGGGGGCAAAAAGGUCAAGAAGUCUGCAAAGCCCAAGGCGCUCAAGAGCAGGAAGGCAUGAGGGGGGCAGGGCGCCCCCAUCGCCCCACCACGCUGGGGCAGGAGAGAGACCAUUUCCCCACCCUUCGCCCCCCCAGCUCCCUAUCCAUCAAGGGCUUUGAGCCCCAAGACAGACUGCUCUAAGGACAGACCCAGGUUAUCCGCUUUGUAUUGCUGCCCCUUCGCUCUGUAGCCGUCGCCGCGGGCAGGGAAGCGCGGUUUAGGCUGCGCCAGCCUCGCAAUCCACCCUUGGUUUUUUUUUUUUUAUUUGGGCAGCCCACCCGCUAAGGUUUCUGUUCGCCCCAGUCGCAGCCCUGUAUUUGUCCCGCCCCAUUCCCAGAU
Messenger RNA from Pelodiscus sinensis (Chinese soft-shelled turtle), 1174 nucleotides. RefSeq names its product H1.10 linker histone (gene H1-10). Gene Ontology annotation, cellular component: nucleosome. Gene Ontology annotation, biological process: nucleosome assembly. Lineage: Eukaryota; Metazoa; Chordata; Testudines; Trionychidae. The record is from RefSeq and is a predicted model, not a curated record. Gene Ontology annotation, molecular function: structural constituent of chromatin; DNA binding.